Messenger RNA from Thrips palmi, 405 nucleotides. RefSeq lists its product as uncharacterized. NCBI's taxonomy places the organism in Eukaryota, Metazoa, Arthropoda, Insecta, Thysanoptera, Thripidae. The record is from RefSeq and is a predicted model, not a curated record. The coding region runs from base 1 to 342 and encodes 113 amino acids. The transcript has 3 exons.
AUGGUGCUGCUGCGAGAGAACACGUUCGAAGCAGUCUGGUGUCAUGAUCAGAAAUCUAGCAAGAAGCAGAUAGCACAGAUUACUACGGACUUUUUCUACAAGAUUGACUUCAGUGUUGAUGUAGUGAUAGGCGAGACACGAAGUCUCGCCAACUUUUGGUCAUCUGAACGUCUUGCCAAAAUUUGGUCAGACACAAUAAACUUAAGUGACUGCCCGCAGCACGAAGGCCGCACAUGGAUCUUUAUGCCCAUCCGGCACAUGGACGCUCAUCAAGAGACGCUGCGCAUGACUGCUUUCGCCUACCUUUUCAGUCUCCGGUACGAACGCUUCUUGGUGCAGUAAGAAGAAAGGUGUAGCCCAAACGCAGCAGCCUCUAACCACAGGGCAGCGAGAGUUUCUAGAACC